UCUGAAUUCAUCCUCCUGGGGCUCCCCAUCAGGCUGGAAGAGCAGGGCAUGUACUACUCCCUGUUCUUGGUCAUGUACCUGACCACAGUGCUGGGGAACCUGCUCAUCAUCCUGCUCAUCAGGCUGGACUCCCGCCUCCACACGCCCAUGUACUUCUUCCUCAGCCACUUGGCGCUCACCGACAUCUCUUUCUCAUCUGUCACCACUCCAAAGAUGCUCAUGAAUAUGCUGACACAUAGUCAAUCCAUCUCUUAUGCUGGGUGCAUUUCCCAGUCAUAUUUUUUUGCAUUGUUUGCUGGUCUUGACAGCUUUCUUCUCACCUCAAUGGCCUAUGACAGGUAUGUGGCCAUCUGUCAUCCCCUACAUUACAUGACCAUCAUGAGUCAGAGACGCUGCUUCCUGCUAGUAAUUGUGUCCUGGGGGUUAUCCAUUGUCAAUGCUCUUGUGCAUACCAUCCUACUAUCCUUCCUCUCUUUUAGCAUGAGAAGAGAUAAUCAAAGCAAUGUGUCUGAAUUCAUCCUCCUGGGACUCCCUAUUAGGAAGGAAGAGCAAGUCAUGUACUAUGCCCUGUUCCUGGUUAUGUACCUGACCACGGUGCUGGGGAACCUGCUUAUCAUCCUGCUCAUUAGGCUGGACUCCCACCUUCAUACACCUAUGUACUUCUUCCUCAGUCACUUGGCGCUCACUGACAUCUCUUUCUCAUCAGUCACAGCCCCAAAGAUGCUCAUGAAUAUGCUGACGCAUAGUCAAUCCAUUUCAUAUGCUGGGUGCAUUUCACAGGAGUUCUUUUUCUUAUUAUUUGGUGGCCUUGACAGCUUCCUUCUCACCGCAAUGGCCUAUGACAGGUAUGUGGCCAUCUGUCAUCCCCUGCACUACAACAUUAUCAUGAGCCAUGUCCUCUGUUUUCUGCUAGUAAUUCUGUCCUGGAUCUUAUCUUCUGCUAGUGCUUUUGUGCACACUCUCCUUCUAGCUCAUCUCUCUUUCUAUGGAGACAACACACUCUACCACUUCUACUGCGAACUCUCUGCUUUACUUAGGCUGUCCAGCUCAGACACCACUAUCAAUGACUUGGCUAUUCUCAUUGUAGGAUCAAUGGUUAUUACUCUGCCAUUCGUAUGCAUUCUGGUAUCUUACGGCCACAUUGGGGCCACCAUCCUCAGAGUUCCAUCCAUUAGGGGAAUCUGCAAAGCUUUGUCCACAUGUGGUUCUCAUCUCUCUGUAGUUACUUUGUACUAUGGAGCAAUUAUGGGUCUCUAUUUUGUCCCUUCAUCUGAUGACACUGAUGACACAAAUAUCAUUGUGGCUGCUGUGUACAGUCUGGUCACACCCAUGCUAAAUCCCUUUAUCUACAGUCUGAGGAAUGGGGAUAUGAAAAGAGCUCUGAGAAAUCUCCUUAACAGAGGAAAUUUUUUGGUGUAA
Octodon degus (degu) is the source of this 1419-nucleotide messenger RNA. Its product is annotated as olfactory receptor 50-like. The transcript has 2 exons. The annotation marks the transcript as partial. Gene Ontology annotation, molecular function: olfactory receptor activity; G protein-coupled receptor activity. Gene Ontology annotation, biological process: G protein-coupled receptor signaling pathway. Lineage: Eukaryota; Metazoa; Chordata; Mammalia; Rodentia; Octodontidae. Gene Ontology annotation, cellular component: membrane. The record is from RefSeq and is a predicted model, not a curated record.